AUGAGUGAUGAAGACCAGGCGAUGCAUUUCCGAGGAAUCAGCAAGGAAGAGCAGAAUAAAGAUCCUUCUAGUCAAUCUCCACGUCCUCUUGAGACGCUCCGAGAGUCCGUUGCACCUGAUGAUCACGUACCAGACAUGUCUGAACCCUCCACUACUGGUGCCCUUGACGGGGAUGCCGAAAACGAUGAAAUGAUGGCCGAUGCCGAUACCGACGCCGACGACGAUAUCGAUGCCGACGCCGAUGCCGAUCAGAUGCGGGCUGAUCAGAUGCGAGCCGAUGCCAGUGAGCUUGGCGAUAUGAUCUACAACAGUCGGGUUUCAAUCAUCGAUGCUGGCCAGCAGAUCGAAGAACUUAAAGGCGAGAUCCAAGUCAUUCAGCAUCGCACUACUGUACUGGAAACUUACAAGGAAACUCAAGCGCUGGCCAAGGCUGAGACGGAUGAAGAACUCAAAGAGCUCAAGACGUUUGUGAACGAGAUUCGUGACACCAUGAAAUCGCAAGCUGAGAAGAUCGACACUCUGAGCGAGGAGAACAAGAUUAUUCGUGAAGAUCUCGCCAAGCACCUUGCAAGCCGAUCAUGCAACAAGCUUUCUGUUAACGUUGAAUUUGCCUAA
This is a messenger RNA of Fusarium sp. VM40, 615 nucleotides long. Lineage: Eukaryota; Fungi; Ascomycota; Sordariomycetes; Hypocreales; Nectriaceae. The record is from the annotation of a GenBank genome assembly.